AUGUACAGAGACAGAAUAUUAGACCUGCAUCACGACAGGCUCGGUGAACGUCAAAUUGCUCGAGAGUUUCGUGUUAGUCAUACCUACGUCGGGAAAGUCAUCAAACGUUACGACGAGUCGAAUACAGAUCUAAGAGCUCAAAGGAGCCAUUUCGUGAAACCCAAAGUAGAUCAAACCGCUUCUGAAUAUAUUGAAUGUUGUAGACUCAUGAACCCUAGCAUUUAUGGAAGUGAAAUCAGACAGAGAUUACUUCUUGAUGGCGUCGUUCACCCAGCAGAUAUCCCCAGCGUCUCACAAAUAAACAGAGUUUCACAUACACAACAUGCAAUGACAAGGAAGAGAAUAACAGUUGUUCCACGCGAAUCAACAACACCCACCGCGACGGAAGCAGUGGAUGCUUUCCUUAACGAAAUUUCAAACUUUAGGGCAUCAAAGUUACAUUUUUUCGACGAAUCUAGUGUGGUAAAAACAACAGGAAAUAGAAAGUAUAGCAGUGCUGUUCUCGGAGAACCUGCCAUUGAAGUUCAACGAUACGCAUCCAAUUCAAACUACACAAUAAAUUUAUUACACUCCAUAAAUGGGAUUGACUUUUUUAAUAUUUUAGAUGGCCCUUCCAACGGCAUGGAACUAUUAACACUUUUUGACGAGGCCCUUCAGCUAGAGCGGGAGGAUUGA
Messenger RNA from Porites evermanni, 675 nucleotides. The record is from the annotation of a GenBank genome assembly. NCBI's taxonomy places the organism in Eukaryota, Metazoa, Cnidaria, Anthozoa, Scleractinia, Poritidae.